Messenger RNA from Penicillium concentricum, 3501 nucleotides. RefSeq names its product GINS complex. The record is from RefSeq and is a predicted model, not a curated record. Gene Ontology annotation, cellular component: GINS complex. Lineage: Eukaryota; Fungi; Ascomycota; Eurotiomycetes; Eurotiales; Aspergillaceae. Gene Ontology annotation, biological process: mitotic DNA replication initiation. The transcript has 10 exons. The coding region runs from base 1 to 3501 and encodes 1166 amino acids.
AUGUCUUACUAUGAUAUUGAUUCCAUCUUGACUGAUGCACAGAAACUGCCGUGCACAUUUGAGCUCGAAGUACCCGGACUCGGUAUUCUAGAGGGCAAUGCAGGCGAAGAUAUCAAAGCUGGCACCCGGAUCGAUCUUCCACUAUGGCUAGGUGAAAUGCUUUCGAUCGGGGCACGUCUAGGAACGGCCCGUCUAGUCACGCUCGACAUGCCCGAUGCGCUUUCGGAGCGGGUGAUGAAUGCACUGAAGGCAGAUCCCCGCACGCUUGACUUGCGCGCUUUAGCACCGCAUUUCUACAACCUGAGCGAGCGCAUUCUUGAACUCUUCGAGGAAGAAGAGAUGGUCGAUGUUCUCGGAGAUGCAUUCAAGAAACGAGCGGCAGAGAUUGCUGAUCAUGCGCACAACUCGCGUGGUGCAGUCGGUGGUGGAGUUGAUUUCCUUCGCGGGCUGGAUGAGACUGAGCGACAAUUGUUCCGCGCAGCUCAUGAUCGGGCAAAGGAUAUGAGGAUCUGGUCUGGGGAGGCGAAACUGCUGCGUCCAAAUCGGGAAUCGGGGGGCUUUUUACGGCACGUCAAUUAUGCACAUUCGGUAAACAUUAUGCCUGCAGCCACCAUGGAUGAGAAAUCUAAAAGAAGGAGCUCGGCCGCUGGUCAGCCUGCUCCUUCGCACUCUCAAAGUCCCGUUCAUCAUCCCAAGGCUGCACCCAAACGCAGUGUUUCCUCUAAAGAUCACCCUAACUUGUCGAGACGCCCUCAACACCCAUCACUUUCCCGCGUCAAGGGCCGAAUGAAUAUGUUUACUCCGCCUCGAAUGAGUCCAGAGGUCUCGUGGCUAGGAGACCAGUCCCCUAUCCACCAGGGCACAAGAACGCCAAACCGCUUAUCUGAAACCCCGGAACCUGCCACCCCUACAUUAGUAAACCCUGCCUCAGCUCUCUUGCAAGAUUUACUGAAAGAAGAACGCGCGCACCGAAGCUCCCGGGGUACAAUAUCAGAGGAUUAUAAAGAAAAUGCUCCUCAAACUCCCGAGACCACUCGAGCCCAGGAGGAUGCUGCGUCUGAAAAAGCACGCAAAGUGAAUGACGUCUUCUCUGCUGGUCAGAGAAAACCAAAAGAGAUGGGCAUGCGGGAAAUGGACCAAUAUGUCUCAAAAAUGAACAAGCUCAAUUUCGAUUUGAAGCUCGAGGUCUUCCACCGCACACAGCAAAUGGCUGUAUAUGAAAAGAAGCUAGAACGCAUGGCGGAGAUGGAAGAACAGCUAGCCCACAUGCACGAUUUGGUAGUGGAAGUGGAGGAGCUUCGAACCACCGAGAAGGACAACCAAAUCCUACGUGAAUCUAACGAGCAACUCCGCAUCGACCUCGACAAGCGAGACCUGGCUGUUACCGAAGCCGUCGAGCUCAUCUGUCAGUUGGAAUCGAAACUUGAAAUGCUGGAGAACGGCGGCCGGGCCUCCAGGCUAUCUAUGUCGCGCCCUAUGACCGCUGAUGGCUCCGACACCUUCGCGGGCAAAUCACGAGCCACGAUUGAGAUCCCGGAGAGAACUUCUUCCAAGCGAAAUUCGAGUGUCUUGAGUGUAGCUCAGCGCCAGACAUCUUCUGAGCUACGCAAACUCUCGAAAGCACCCUCCUUCCUACGAGCCGAUAACAAAAGCACUGCCACUUUGCGAAGCCUUUAUACCCCUGAAGAAGAAACCCAGUCACGCUCUGCAAGGACCGAACUUUCGAAAUCAGAGAGCUUCCACACAACCACCGAGAUCAUGGAGCCCGAGUCACCCAGGCUGAGCGUCUUGAGUGAAUGCAGUGAGCUGAAUCCGUUCGACACGCCUACAAGGUGGCAAGAAUUUGAUCAGCUCGAGAUCCCUCUUCGGAGAUCGUCGUCGACCGCAGGCAGCUUGGAUAGCUAUAUUCCCCCCAACGGGCGGGAAGAAAGCAAGGAAGACCAGAUUGAUCGGUGGAUGCAGACCCGCGAAGACGCCAACCAGACUAUAAUCACGAGACGCAGGAAUCGAGCAUCGUCUGAUGCUACCAAGGCCAGCAUCUCGAGUUUUACAACAGACCUCUACGCUCCCAAGCCGCGUGGGCGUGGACGACUGGAUACCUCUCUUUUCGGGGGCAUCAAGCUUCCCCCCACCCCUGACACCAUGAGUACGGCAUAUGCUACCGGUGCAAACCGGUCGAACGGGUCAAAUGGUAGCAUUACUGCCCGAAAGAGCCCGCAGACUGAGCAGGAUCAGUUUUUCACUGGUAGGCGAGCUAAUCGCCCACGUUCUGCGGAAGAGAUGGCCAGUCGCUGCAGCUUCAAUGACAGUGAGCUAUUCGACAGCAUGCAGACCAAUUGCAGUAAUACUCCGCGCCUAGGAGUCACAGCCGAUGAGUCGCGCACUAUCUUGCCCUCGUUCAACACUGUUUCCUCCAAAGCAAGCGCACUUCUAGGGCCCGGAAGCCCCAACAACCCUGCCAUUGAGACAUUUGGAGAUGUGUACCACGCAAAUGCCAACGAAGCAUCAACCCCAACGAUUAAACGCGUCCGUAGCCCACACAAGGCUAUGACCCCGGAGCUGCACACCAGUGACCGCGACUCUUCGCCACCACUCACACCUCAAGAUUGGGUGGCCGCUGCGAGGCAGGGCCCGCGGUCUCGUAAGCCAAAGCCGCGUGAGACCCGCCACGAAAUUCAACAGACAGAGGUAUCACCACGUAACGCCGCCAGUCCAGCCGCAUUUGAUGAUGACAGCAGCAUCGCUUCGGAACCAAGCGAGCCCGAGGUCCCUGGUAUCCCAACUCUUGACAUGACCACUCUGGAUAUCCUGGAACAACCCCUCGACCUCGGCCAGUCAGAGCCCAAACCUGAAGCAAACCCCGAGACCCGUCGACGUCUCAGCUUCAUACCCCCAUUCUUCAACCGUUCAGCCACCAACACCCGUCGUCUACAAGGUUCACCCGUUCCAAACGACUUUGAAGACGACGAAGAAGACGGCGCCCCAUCCCCGGUAAUCCCCAAAACCAGAACAAUGGGCGGCGCCUCUCGAAGACCCAUGUCCCAAAUAAUCACCGCCCCAACCGACCUAUACUUCUCCAACCCCCCAAUCCAUAAUGAAGAACCGCUCUCUGCCUUCAGACCGCGAGGACUCCCCCAAUCCUUGACAAUGUCAAGACUUGCCGACCACGCCGGCUCUGCAACUGUCUCAGGACGUCCCUCUACAUCCCAUGGCAUAGAACACAAGCGACGCAGCUCACUUGGAAUCUUCGGCUGGAUCAAGAGUAAACGCUCUGAUUCCGUGGGUGUCCCCGGGACGGACAAGCUCAUUGACUCUACAUCAAAGGAGAACCGUGCUCCCUCGCGUCUAGCCUAUGAAACUACCAAUGGACUUGGAAUUCCCCGUGCUGAAACGCCGGACUCCAUGGAGGCCCAUGUCAGACCCCACUCCGAGAUGGCUGUUCAUUAUGAUGAUCAUUCGAGACGGCCUCGGUAUAUGGGCCGUCGUGCUCGCAGGGCUUGA